Messenger RNA from Drosophila ficusphila, 672 nucleotides. RefSeq lists its product as uncharacterized. The record is from RefSeq and is a predicted model, not a curated record. The transcript has 3 exons. Gene Ontology annotation, molecular function: sterol binding. NCBI's taxonomy places the organism in Eukaryota, Metazoa, Arthropoda, Insecta, Diptera, Drosophilidae. The coding region runs from base 70 to 582 and encodes 170 amino acids. Gene Ontology annotation, biological process: sterol transport.
UGCGUGCUCGCGUACUCAAGAAGUUUACUUGUUUUGGUCAAAGACUAAAGGAGUUUCCCCAGAGUAAAAAUGCUGCGUAUCGUUGUAACUUUGGCUUUAAUCGGGGCUUCGGUCAGUGCUACCACUGUCCAGCAGUGCAAGAACAAGCCGUUUCCACUGGACGUUAAAGUCAAGGAUUGCGAGGAGCCACCAUGUGUUGUCUACAAAGGGUUCUAUGCCUUAAUGGAGGUGCACUUCCUGGGCAAUAACAACAAUAUUAAGACCAUUACUGCCACCACAUCGGCAAGGGUCCUGGGCAUGAAUCUGCCAUAUGCACUUCCCGAGGAGGUGUCCAACGUUUGCAUUAACCUGAUGUAUGGUGCCAUUUGUCCCGUUGACAAGGACGAGGAUGUCACCUAUCAGUUCAACUUCUAUGUGGAGCCUUCGUUCCCCGAAAUCACGGCUGAUGUCACCGUAACACUUAACGAUGCCCAAGGCGAAGCGAUCUCCUGUUUCGUGGUGUCAUGCAAAAUCCGGAGAGGAGAGGCUGCAAGGCAGCAGGAGGAACUCGCUUUGGACUGGACGAACUCGAGUUCCGUUUAAUCGGACGAUGUACACAGCACCACCGAUUCGGGCCGACUGAGUAUUCCACCUAAUUUGCCAAACAAUAAACUUAAAACUCUGCAAUGAUAA